Molecule: messenger RNA, 2742 nt
Organism: Chaetomium fimeti
Lineage: Eukaryota; Fungi; Ascomycota; Sordariomycetes; Sordariales; Chaetomiaceae
Product: kinase-like domain-containing protein
Exons: 4
Coding region: 196-2349 (717 amino acids)
Biological process (GO): protein phosphorylation
Cellular component (GO): cytoplasm
Molecular function (GO): protein serine/threonine kinase activity; ATP binding
Source: RefSeq, a predicted model, not a curated record
UUGCCUGCCUAUCCUGCGACCGUUAUCCGACCCACCACCCUCUACUCUUCGCAGCCCUCGAUAACACAAGCAGACCAACUCGGACAUACCGACUGGACUCGGGGAACGAGGAGGAACCGAGGCGCAUGAGACGACGGACAAUAAGCCUCCUUGUGGCUUCGAAAGACUCCCAUCUUUAAAACUCGGCUCUAUUUCAUGAAAGUCACCAUGGCGGACCGAGAAAGCCGGGAAUACGACGAGACCGAGGGGUCGCUGGACCCGGAGAUGCUCUAUACGAAGGAAUUCUGCAUUGGUGGCGGUAGCUUCGGCAAGGUCUACAAAGGUGUGGACAAGCGAACCGGCCAGUCCGUCGCCAUUAAGGUCAUCGACAUUGAGAGCGCCGAGGACGAGGUGGAGGACAUCAUCCAAGAGAUCUCCAUUCUAUCAGAGUUGCAGUCACCCUAUGUCACCAAGUACUAUGGGUCCUACGCCAAGGGUGCUGAGCUAUGGAUCGUCAUGGAAUUUUGUUCAGGCGGCAGCUGCGCCGAUCUCAUGAAGCCGGGCCUCAUCGGGGAGGACUACAUCGCCAUUAUUGUCCGCGAGCUACUCCUUGGGCUCGACUACUUGCACUCAGACAAGAAAUUGCACCGAGACAUUAAGGCGGCGAAUAUCUUGCUUUCUUCUAACGGCCAAGUCAAGCUCGCCGACUUCGGAGUCUCUGGCCAGCUUUCGGCAACCAUGACCAAGAAAAACACCUUCGUGGGGACGCCAUUUUGGAUGGCACCCGAGGUAAUCAAGCAGAGCGGCUACGAUCACAAAGCCGACGUUUGGUCACUAGGAAUCACAGCGCUGGAGCUUGCCAACGGGGAGCCCCCCUAUGCAGACAUCCACCCCAUGAAGGUGCUUUUCCUGAUCCCCAAGAACGCGCCACCGCGGUUAGAAGGGAAUUUCACGAGGGCUUUCAAGGACUUUGUCGAGCUCUGCCUACAACGCGACCCCAAAGACCGGCCGUCAGCCAAGGAGAUGCUCAAGCAUCCUUUCGUUAGAAGAGCCAAGAAAACGAGCUACUUAACAGAACUCAUUGAGCGGCACAGCCGAUGGGCCGUCACCCAUAAGCAGGACGACGACGACUACGAUCACGAUGACGGCUACCAGGUUGAGAAUCGAGGGCCUGUUAACGAGGACAUGUGGGACUUUGGAACCGUCCGUCUGGUCAGUGAAAGAGGCAAUCUGGUCCACAGACCGGGUUUGCUUAACCCUAUGGGGGAAUCGGCCACAAAUGCGCGGUCUUCUUCUAGGGCACUCGAUGCGCCCGACGACCAAGACGAUGGAAGGCGAGAAGCUAGCCCAACCAAGUUUGCUACAGACACGAGGGAUACCCUCAAAGGGACGGGCGCCUCUAGACAAUCAUCCCCUCAAAGGAAACCGGUGUCAGGACCAGCUAUCGCCCCAUUGUCGCCGAGCAAAGUACCACUCCCGCCGUCGCCUCAAAAACCCUUCACCGGGCCCGAGACCCCCCGUGCAUCCCUCGUAUCAAAACCCAUGCCACCUAUCCCGGCGACGAGCUCCCCGGACUACGACCGCGUCUUACAGGAACAUUUGCAGCGCGAGAUGGGCGUUAUGAACCUCGGCUCGGCCAUGCAGCAACAGAGCCCUUCAAACCACUCGACAGCAUCUUCGUCAAGGCCCAACCCAAUGAGGAUUCCAGAGAUCCCGCCCUUCCGGGGAGCAUCACAACAGCACCAGCCGCCGUUCCUCCGGCCUCCUCCAGGUCUCAACCCCCACCCGCAACCGCUCCAACCGCAGCCCCUCCAGCCACAGCCUCUUCAAACCAAGAGCACCGCCCAACCUGCAGUAUACCAGUUCUACCCGCAACAACAACCCCAGCUACAACCCCAGCAACCCCAAAAGCCCUCCUACUCCAGCCAGAACAUCCAACCCCUCAUCUCCAAAGAACUCCCGCGGCCCCUCCCCAACCCGCUCGACGGCGGCUCCUCCGCCCCGCUCUCCUUCCCCACGCCGUCCCCCUCCAACCCGGACAGCGACCUGGACGCGCUCAACGACGUCAUCUUCCCCGCGCUCGAGGAGGCCCUCAAGCGCCGCCAGAUCCACCUGCAGCAGGCCUACCGCGCCGAGCCGGGCAUGCCCCUGCCCCCCGUCACCCCCAAGCAGCAGCGCGCCGAGGCCGCCCACGAGAAGGUCCGCAAGCUGGUGUACAAGCUGGCGCAUGUCUGCAAGGAGAUUGAUCACUUUGACAAGGCGGAGCCGGUGGGCAUGGGGAAGGAGGUCGGGACGUUUUUGGAGGGGUUGUUGGAGGAGAUUUUGGUCAGGGUCGAGCCGUUGGAUGAGGAGGAGGGUGGUGCUGCUUGAGCAGGGCUGGGUGGGGGGCGGAGGGUGAAGGGGGUGGUGUAUGAGUACCCAGUCAGAUGUUGCUCGUGCUGAUCAUGGCUACGAGCAGGUGUUGGGCGAGACGGGCUGAAAGAGUCGAUGUGAUGAUGAUGAUGAUGGCUGUGUGGGAGGCGUUGGCUGAUACCAUUGGAGCUGGGGCGAAACGGGCCGUUAUGUGUCUGGGAGUGCGCUAUAUAUUUCGCUUUGUCUUUUGAUGAUAGUUGUUAGAGUCGCGAGAGCUACUGUUGGUGUCUUGGCGUUAGGGAAAUACACAUGUUGGUGGCCUCACUUCACGUUGGUAUGCAAGGUCUUUCUCUAGGUCAGUAUGAACUAAUGGGUCUAGAUUAUCAUUCAUCUCCAGGUGCUCAGUUGCAU